Molecule: messenger RNA, 837 nt
Organism: Pseudomassariella vexata
Lineage: Eukaryota; Fungi; Ascomycota; Sordariomycetes; Amphisphaeriales; Pseudomassariaceae
Exons: 1
Coding region: 1-837 (278 amino acids)
Biological process (GO): regulation of transcription by RNA polymerase II
Cellular component (GO): nucleus
Source: RefSeq, a predicted model, not a curated record
AUGCAAGCCAGAGAUGCAACAGGCCGUCAGGUCUCCUUGCUGAAUGAUGAGUCGUUCUCACAGCCGUUGACCUUCCGGACUACAAGCCAUUAUCCAUCGGCACGGGACGGUUCACCUUACCCUACCACUCCCGAGCUGCUCAGGUCAGAUUCAUACGACUCGAAUACAAGCUACGACCCUGCAUCCCCCAUCACGCCGACGGUCUACGACUAUGCGAAUCGUGGCCCCUAUGAAGACUACCUAUCAGACCAGCAAGCUACAAUCAAGCGUCCUGCCUACGUAGGAAGCCGGUCCAAUUCCUACGAGGACGAGAGUUCGAAUGGAUCAUCGGCACCUGAACGGACAGGCAAGAGAUAUCCAUGCCGGUACCGCGACAGCCAUGGCUGUGAAAAGACCUUCACCACAUCGGGUCAUGCGUCACGGCACUCCAAGAUACACACCGCUGAGAAGGCCGUCCAAUGCUCGUACCCAGCUUGCCACAAAAAGUUCACCCGGGCAGACAACAUGAAGCAACAUUUGGAAACUCACUUCAAGGACAAGUCGAGGUCUUCAGCGUCAUCCAAGGCCUCAUCCAAGCACUCUCACAGCACCUCCGUAAAACGUGGCUCUGUGUCUUCAAGAUCAACCACCUCUCACAGUAGCCAAAUGUCGCAGGAUGUGCAGAUGUGGGAUGUGGAACAAUACCCACAUGACGCGACCCAGCUGCCAUCGCCAGGAGGCGCAUGGGAUAUGCGCGGGCUCAAUAUGCCUCUCAUGAGUCGACCUGUUGCGGGGAGGACGAGCAGCAGCGGUCUUGAUGCACUGGCAGCAAUUGCUUGUCAAGAGGGCGAAUCCUGA